CGCAAUCAAGGAUGUUAUCGGCUGGGUAAAAACUCCAAUACUCGACAAUUUCUACAGCCUGCGCCUUAAAUCCAAAUAUUAGACAUUAAACAUUCGAGGAAAGGUCCCAUGUUUGACCUACCCGGCGCGAAGCGCGUCCGUCGCGACGACCUAUACAACUCCGACGACGGCAAUGAAGACGCCGCGUCACAGAUAGAUGACUCUCGCGCGAGGCUCCUUCAAGACCAACUAGCACAACUCUAUGGCCCCAUAACCAUUCCGUCACAGGACCCUGUCGCUCCUGGUGGCACAGAACCGUCCCCAGAUGCCCCUCCAGCUGAGGCAGAAGACGAGGAAUUUGAGUUCAGAUUAUUUGCUCCCUCCACCACAGCGGUUGCCUCGAAUGACAACCAAUCUUCCAAGCCUGACGAGACGACUACCCAACGAAUUAUACUAUCCAAUUCAGACGACGAAGAUCUAGGCGAUGGCGCGUUUACCGUACCACAGAGGAGGCUGAGCUGGUAUAUCGCCGCACCAGCCACAGGAACGAAGAAAGCGGAGUUUGAAGAGGCAGCUGUGAGUGCGGAGAUGGUGCAGCGGGAGAGAGAACAUAGGGCAUGGGCUCUAGAGAAGCCAUGGAGGGUGACAGUUAUACGAACGGGCUCGGCAUCAACCUCACAACCUGCGGCUGCACUGGCAGCCAAGUCAGUCAGCGUGCGGACUGCUGAAGGCGACGGGAAGACUAAAAGGACAAAGCCGAAUAAAAAGAGACGCAUUGAAGUUAGGAUAAGAGAACGAGCUCUUGCCGAGAAGUUAGAAGCAGAGCGGCUGCGGUGUGCGAAAAUGGAGGAAGAGAAAGCGAGCAGAGGUGCUGAGGAUGCAGAGAAGAGGACAGCGCGGAAUAGAGAGAGGAAGAUAAAGAGGAGAGAGAGGGAGAAAAGGAAGAAGGCAGCUGCCGCUGGGAUGCCCGAACCCUCGGGGGAGGGCGACAGUGGAAGUGAAAGUGAUGCCAACUAAACGGAUGACCAGUUAGAGUGCGAACCACAUAGAAAUAUAUUUGGCUUGCUGCAUAUAACCUUAUAACAUGAUAUUGAGUGGGUUUAACUUUAAAUAUUUAC
Messenger RNA from Pseudogymnoascus verrucosus, 1097 nucleotides. RefSeq lists its product as uncharacterized. The transcript is spliced from 2 exons. The record is from RefSeq and is a predicted model, not a curated record. Bases 109 to 996 code for a protein of 295 amino acids. NCBI's taxonomy places the organism in Eukaryota, Fungi, Ascomycota, Leotiomycetes, Thelebolales, Thelebolaceae.